Molecule: messenger RNA, 1726 nt
Organism: Medicago truncatula (barrel medic)
Lineage: Eukaryota; Viridiplantae; Streptophyta; Magnoliopsida; Fabales; Fabaceae
Product: amino acid permease 1
Exons: 6
Coding region: 152-1564 (470 amino acids)
Source: RefSeq, a predicted model, not a curated record
CUGAAUGAAACAAAGGAAGACUAGAAUAAUAAAUAAGAGAAGUGUGCAACGUCAACAUGAUUCUUGUACUCAUUCUCCCGAGAGAGUGAACGACCUACGCGUCAUCGCUUCCCAUAAGAGAGGCUUCAAAACUUUAUUUUGUUUCUGAGAAAUGAAGGAGAUUAUGGAAGUGGAAUCUGGUGUUACAACUCCAAGUGCUCUUCUUGAUGAUGAUGGCAGAACCAAACGAACUGGAACAGUAUGGACUGCGAGUGCACAUAUCAUAAACGCAGUUAUUGGGACUGGAGUGCUGUCCUUACCAUGGGCUAUGUCCCAAAUGGGUUGGGGUCUUGGAAUAUCCUGCAUUUUCAUCUUUGCUGGUGUUACACUCUACACUUCAAAUCUUCUUGCUGAUUGUUAUAGAUCACCUGAUCCUGUUACUGGCAAGAGAAACACAACUUACAUGGAAGCUGUCAAAACUCACUUAGGUGGAAAACAACACGUGUUUUGUGGAUUGGUCCAAUAUGGCAACCUUGCUGGCUUUACUAUUGGCUUCAUCAUAACAACAUCUACAAGUAUAGUGACGAUACUUAAAAACAAUUGCUUCCGGAAGAAUGGGUUUGAAGCUCCAUGCCGUUUUUCUAAUAAUCCAUACAUGAUUGGUAUUGGAAUAAUUGAAAUAAUAUUAUCUCAAAUCCCCAAUUUUCACAAGUUAUCUGUGCUAUCAAUCAUAGCAGCUUCCAUGGCUUUCGGCUACGCAUCCAUCGGUGUUGGACUUUCACUUACUACCGUUAUCCAAGGGAAUGUAAAGAGCACAUCAUUUUCGGGAAGCAACAAGGGGCGUAGUUCAGCAGAUAUAGCAUGGAAUAUCCUUGUUGCAAUUGGAGACAUUGCACUUGCCAGUGCCUACACUCAAAUUGCAGUAGAUAUACAAGAUAGUCUGAAAUCAUCACCUCCAGAAAAUAAAGUGAUGAAGAGGGCAAACAUGAUUGGUAUAUUCACUAUGACAAUUUUCUUCUUGUUGAAUGCAUGUGCUGGAUAUGCUGCAUUUGGCUCAAACACUCCUGGUAACAUACUCAUGAGCUCUGGCUUUCACAAGCCCUUCUGGCUAUUGGAAUUGGCCAAUGUCUUCAUAAUUGUGCACCUUCUAGGAGCAUUUCAGGUAAUAGUUCAACCUUUAUUUCGUAUAGUGGAAAUGUUGGCUGCCCAAAAGUGGCCAGACUCAAGUUUCAUAACAAGGGAAAUUCCAAUGAAGAUUGGCCAAAUAAAAUACACCAUCAACCUCUUUAGGUUAGUUUGGAGGACUACAUUUGUUGUGGUGGUAACUGUUCUAGCCAUGGCAAUGCCCUUUUUCAAUGACAUGAUUGCCCUUCUUGGUGCCCUUGGGUUUUGGCCUUCAGUGGUGUAUUUUCCGGUGGAGAUGUACAUUGUGAGACAAAAGAUCAGAAAAGGAACAUUUCGUUGGUUUGGGCUUCAAACAUUGAGCCUUUUCUGUUUACUUGUGUCAUUGGCUGCAGCAAUUGGAGCUAUUCAUGGGUUGAGUCAAGCUAUUGGCAAAUAUAAACCUUUUAUGUAUAAGGCAUAGUGAGUGUGCUGCUUUGUAUGUAUUAUUAUGGAUCAUAUAAUAGUAUAAUCAUACAACUUUGUAAACCAUAGUAUGGUUAUUGUCUGUGUCUGAGUUUGAUGAUAUAGAUUUUAGACUAUGCUUAGGAAUGAAAUAAACGAAGGGAAAAAUAAUUCUGCUGCA